GCCCCACGCUGUCGGAACCGCGCGGCCCGCGACCACCCCCGCCCCCACCCUCCCGCCGCAGCGCGCCCUGCCGCCGCAGCGCAGCCACGGUCCCCCGGAACCUCGUCACGUGCGUUCAGGCCGCGGAGCAGGUCUGCUGGGUUUCCUUGUGCACAGUGCUGAGCCUGCACUGCCACAGGCAGCUUCGAGGUUUCAGCGUGGUCUAAAUACAGAGACCAAACACACACGGACCAGACCGGCAACCUGACGGUGGCAGUGCCGAUUGUGGUCAGGACCUACUGUCAGUGUUCCGCUGUUUCCAGUUCCGGUGGCCCUUCAGCCUUUCAGAAGAUAAGGGGAAUAAAGAAGCCACCUCCCCAGCUGUCAUCAUCUGGCAGCAGAUUGAGCAAGAAUAUUCUGAGUACUGCAGAGAAGACAACCCAGCAAACCUCAGAUGAUGAGCAGCCCUGUGACCUCUUCAAGACAAGGAAUAGGAUGAGGGACUGUCAUCAGAAAAGCAGUAUAAAUGCUGGCUCAUCUUGGAAUCAAGUACAGCAUUCAAAGACUUCUUCGGGGAAAAGGCAGAGUGGAUCGCAAGGAUCCCACGUCCCUUCCCAGCAGAGGAGCAGCCUCCUUGGAGUCUCCCAGCCAGCAGCAGAUAAACUCAUGGAAACUGUUCCCACGGAGGUUAGACAGGAGCGGGCUGCGCUCAGCUCCAGGUAUCAGGCUGCCUCUGGGAGCCAGCUGUUCCUUGACUUCCACUCCAUGGAGAUCAUUAAAGGAGGUGCUGAUGAGGACAGUGCCAGUGACCUGUCAGACUCAGAAAGAGUGGCCAUCCCCCCUUCUCCAUUCACUCCUCCAGAGCUCAACCUCAGAGCUGAAGAAAUAGACCCGGUUUCCUUCAGUCUUCACCCAGAGCUGAGCCAUGCAGAGUCUGGACACUCCUACCCCGACUUUCUUCCACCUCCUUUCAAUUCCUGGGAUCUCCAGGAUAUGGCUGUUGUUCUGAACACAGAGUGCAGGAGCGAGGCCCUGCCUCGGGCCACGGGAUUCCUUGGGAAGUACAUAGACAGGCUUCUUCAACUAGAAUGGCUACAGGUCCAGACCGUGCAGUGUGAGAAGGCCCGAGCCACCAAGGCCAAGCCCUCUGGUGCCUCUGGGGUGCUGAAAAGCCCCGGGCGGGGUAAGCUCCUUACCGCUGCUCUGUCUAAGCCCUUACCAUCCCCAGAAGGGAUUUCAAAGUCAGGCCCUUCUCGAAAGAAAGGUUUUCGCCACGAAGAAGCCCACCCAUCCUACUAUGCAUUUGAGACUUUGCCUAACUCUGUGGAUGCGCCUGGCCGACCCAGACUGUGUUCCCAGAAGCACACCCCCGAAUUGAGGAUGGAGAAGAAGAAGAAAUCAAGUAAGGGCCCCAAGCUUCAGCUCCAUGCUCCACCCUGCACCGAGGGCAACCUGGCAAUGGAAGCCAAUGGUAACAUCCGAAUUCCGAGGCAAUCUGCAGUGCUUCUGGACCCGGUGGACUCCUAUAGGGCCUCCAGGACACAGGCACACGUGGACCUGAAGAAAAAGGGGAGUGCGAAUAACUGUGGUUAUGCCCCUUCAUCCAGUGAGAAAAAACCCAAAACAAAUGGAGCCAAGCAAAGCACCUAUAAGUUAAAGUGACCCCCUGAGGCAAAGAAUUGUAAAGACCUGCAGAUGUCUAAAAAUGGGGACUCUCUCCAACGUGGCGAUGAGCUUGAGCCCAUUUGUGGUAACUAACUCGAGCUGGCUCUCGGUUACACCAGCCUGCCUUGGUAGUUAUUUUCCGAGGUCUCGGUGAGGCUUAGUAAGCUGUUCUUCCUGGAGACAGUCUUAAGCAUUUGAGGGCCCUGUGGGUAAAGACUAACCCAUGUGUCUGUGACACAAAGGAUUGAAGCAGCAGUGCCAGGCAGACCAGUUCCUGUGUCCCUGUCUCUGAAGUGUGGGAAACUGUGUGACGUGGAGGAAGAAAGGCCCCACCAGCUCACUGCCUUGUGCUUUUGCAUAGAACUUCAAGCGGGUUUCUAUCUGUUGUCUUUCUCUCAUCUUUCCUCCCCCAUCCCCCAGCCUCAGUUCCACUCCAGUUAGGGAGCUCUUGCAUUUCUAUUUUGAGGGUCAUUUAUCUGAAGCAGUUCCUUGCCAGAGGCAAAGGCAUCCGGAUCACCUAUCUGAUGCAUUUUAAAAGGCAUUUUAAGUCCAGGGGUAGUGCCCUAGCUCAUUUCUGAGUUCUCUUAACUGAACUUAACAUCAUUUGUGGAUUUUUCCAGGGAGAAAGACGGGCCUAACCAUUGUUGCUGCUGUCUGAUGGGGGUGGGGUGGGGAAUAGAAUGCCUUAGCACGAUAGACUUUUGCGUAGCCAUGAGCAAUUUGUAGGAUUACUCAAAUGUAAGUCAUUAAAUUGCUGACUAGGGACCAUAUCCUCUUGUUCUGGGUCAAAACUAAAGGUCUAGUUCCGUUUGUAAGAGCAGAUUUCUCUAAUUAUGCCUGGGGCCGGGGGAGGGAGCAGAGACACAUUUGCUUUGCAGACACACACACAGACACACACACACACUACAGAGAGAGAGAGAGAGAGAGAGAGAGAGAGAGAGAGAGAGAGAGAGAGAGAGAGAGUGUGUGUGUGUUACUGGCUGCUAUCCUGAGUGUUCUUAUCUGGCUGUGGCUUCCUGCCUCCCACUCUGGUCUUCCUCAGCUGCCUCCCAGUCCCCUCUGCCCGGGGCACUUUCUUCAGUGUGCUUCUGCAGCCCUUCUGUGGUGGCUGCCUCCCAGACCCGCUUAUGUAUUAAGGACUGCAGUUAGUAGAUUCAUCCUUUGUUCUGGGCAUGAUGAUUCUAUUGGAUUGGGUUUUUGUUUUUAGCCUUUGAGACAAAGGACAAAAGUUACACGUUGCAGUUGGAAAUAACAAUGGCUUCCACGGGUUGCAGUUGGAAAUAACAACAAUGGCUUCUGCGGCCCAGGUAUCUGUGACCGAGAUAAGUUUAUCUGUCCUUAAAACCAGCUGCGAAGGCUAAAUGUCCAAGGCUCUGUAAACCAUGGUUUUUAUCACACUGAACAACACGUGAACUUUUUUUUUUCAGCCCUUUUUCUUUCGGACUUUAUUUUCAGAUGCCUUUUGCACUGCCCCCCACUCCCACCCCAGAGAAAACAUGUUAUUACAUGGCGGUCUCAUACCUUUUUAUGUGACCAAAAUCCAUUUAUGUUUCAGGCAGCCAACAGAUGCAAUGUCCACAUUUGCCCGUGGUAUGCACCUUGUGUUGGGAGAACAAUACCACCCUGCACGUUCUUCCCACCUGAGGGAGGCCCUGUGUCCUCCUCCCUGCUCCAUGGAGCACAGACCAUUUGUACCAUGACUGGCACCUCCCUUUGCUUUAGGUAGAACCUCAUAGGAGACAUAUUCUUUCUCUAGGUGUUUAUGCAGAUCCUUUGGAAGCUUCAGGGCCAGUAAAUGUAAGCAUGAUGUCAUGUACACGUAACAUUUCUGUGCUCCCUCCAGUAGCACUAACAGGAUUUCUUUCCUGUUACACACCUGUGUGGGUCCCUUAGACCCUGAAGGGAGAGCGUGAAGUUCCUUUUCCCUUGCUCGAUGUGAUUCUGAGUUGAAACUGUCACAGCUAAGGAAUGCAAAGACGGUGACUCAUACAUCUGUUCCCAGCACACUUAACUGAAGUUGGUUCCUGAUCUAGGGACUAGAAUUCAUAUCCCCCCGUGUUUAGACGGUCCUAGAAGCCCAAAGCAGUGACUUUGUUUACCUCUUUGCCCAGGUUAAUUGUCCGAUUUGAACAGUGUUAUUGGGUAGGAUCUGGGUGCUAUUGAACUGCACAGUUUGUUACAGUCACAUUGAGUGUAGCUAUUGGAGCACAGCCUUUUCCAUGAUCCCUGAAAACAUACCCUGUGUGGGCAAGUAAUCAGCAUUGGGCGCUGAACCAUGAACCCAGUCAGCUUAAGACCAAAGCAGAGUAUCCAGCUACAGUGACAGAAGGUGCCCUGAACUGUGCAAAGUGCUUUUCACCUCAGGCAUGCUUACGUGCCCACUCACUGAAACCAGUCAAACCUACGUGCCCACCCACUGAAACCAGUCAAACCUACGUGCCCACCCACUGAAACCAGUCAAACCCAAGAGGAAUAUAAGAAAGACAGUAUUUCAGACUUACCAUCAGUGAGUGGAGUAAAGGCAUCACCAGUGGCUCUAAGUAUUCACUGAUGGCUGGGCUUGGGCCGUUUCCCAAAUCUUAAAUGACCCGAGAGGCUGAAGGCGUGUAACCAGCUUGGAGGUCGUAGAGUUCAUGGCCUGUCACAGCCUGUGGGAAGAGAAGUCAGCCCUCAUGGUCCUCAUGGAAAAGAAAGGCUCCUUCUGCCCCUGGGACCUACUGGGAUCACGUUCUAGAAGACCUAAGAGAGUGCCUAGGUGGCUUACGCAUUCCUUUUCUUUCUUUCCAUGCAUUUCCUUGAACAGUUGGGUAGAAAUCUGAGGUCCUGGUGGUACUGCCUUCAAGGCAGUGGCAGUAUUCAUUGUCUGUGUCCGUGUAGAUGGUUGUAUUGAGGCGACCUGUGAACACAUUCAGCAUGUUCGUUUGAUGUUGUGAUGCUGUGUGUCUGGUUUUAUAUGUAGGAAAACAAGUCACGUACACUUUUGUCGACUUGCACUUCUCCUCCCUUGAGACAAAUUAAACAAACAUUAUCUGGAA
Messenger RNA from Mastomys coucha (southern multimammate mouse), 4679 nucleotides. It is a transcript of the gene Fam217b, whose product is annotated as family with sequence similarity 217 member B. The record is from RefSeq and is a predicted model, not a curated record. The transcript is spliced from 4 exons. Lineage: Eukaryota; Metazoa; Chordata; Mammalia; Rodentia; Muridae. Bases 475 to 1641 code for a protein of 388 amino acids.